AUGGCUACCAACGGCACCAAUGGAACAAAUGGCAAUGGCCACCCCAAGAUCGAGGACAUCGUCAUCGUCGGCGGCUCCCUCGGCGGCCUCAUGGCCGGCGUUGCCCUCAAAACCCACGGCUACAACACCACCAUCCUCGAACGCACAAAUGCUUUUCUCUUGGAAAACCAAGGCGCCGGCAUCGUAGCCGGCGGCGACACGAUCGAGUACUUUAAAAAGUACGACCGGACCGGUAAACCCGUCGCUGUGCCGAGCUAUAAACGCUUGUAUCUGAACAAGCAGGGUGAUGUUAUCUAUGAGAAUGAACAGAGGCAGAAUAUGACGUCUUGGGAUUUGACGUAUUAUUUGUUAAGGGCGAAUUAUGAUCGGGUGGAGAGUGGGUAUUUGCAAGGAGCGAAGUUGCCUGAGAGGAGAGAAGGGGAUGGGGAGGUGAGGUAUCGGUAUGGGUGUACGGUUACGGAUGUGGUUGAGGAAGGGGAGGUCGUGAGGGUUGUGUUUAAGCGGAAGCUGGAGGAUGGGACGGAGGAGGAGGAGAGUUUGACGACAAAGUUGCUGGUUGCUGCUGAUGGACCGAGUUCGACGACACGGUCGAUUCUGGAGCAGGGGAUUGAGAGGAAGUAUGCUGGGUAUGUGGUGAUUCGGGGGACGGUGCCGGAGGCGGAGGCGAGUCAGGAGGCGUUGGAUGUCUUUCGAGAGAGGUUUUGUUUUGUAAGUAUGCGUUUGGCUGAAUUGUUGACGUCUGCUGAUAUUGUGACCAGUUCCACGCACCGGGUAAGGUUGGGUAAGGAGUCUGGCGAGGGCAGUAGAAUUGACUUUUGGUGUAUAGGUAUCCAGAACCUCACCUACACCAUCGCCGGCGAGAACGGCAACACAGAGCCUGGCCACCGACUGUUGAACUUUGUCUGGUACGCGAAUUUUGAUGAAGGCAGCGAGGACCUGGAGAGAAUCAUGACAGAUAAGAAUGGAAGGAGAAGACGAAUAACCAUCCCACCCGGUGCGUGA
This is a messenger RNA of Saxophila tyrrhenica, 1002 nucleotides long. RefSeq lists its product as uncharacterized. Gene Ontology annotation, molecular function: FAD binding. The transcript is spliced from 2 exons. Bases 1 to 1002 code for a protein of 333 amino acids. The record is from RefSeq and is a predicted model, not a curated record. Lineage: Eukaryota; Fungi; Ascomycota; Dothideomycetes; Mycosphaerellales; Extremaceae.